Molecule: messenger RNA, 336 nt
Organism: Oikopleura dioica
Lineage: Eukaryota; Metazoa; Chordata; Appendicularia; Copelata; Oikopleuridae
Source: the annotation of a GenBank genome assembly
AUGGACGGCAUCUGUCAAGAAUUUAUUCGCGCCCAAGAGCGAGGCGAUACCUACGUUUACGCCGAUAUUGAAUACGUAGAUGAGGUGGUAAACGCGGAGGCCGCGGAAGAGACUGACGGAGAAGGCAGUGAAGAAAUAAUCGUUGAAACUGCCGAAGAAUGUACCGACGAGUCUGACGACGACUCUGACGAUGAAAGUAGCGAAGACGAUGGCAAUGAGACAGAGGACGAGUCUGAUGAACAAAGGAGCGAAGACGAUGGCGAUAAAACAGAAGACGAGUCUGAGGAUGUCGAUAUUCGUAUUCCUGAAGCCUCGGAAUACGACUUUCUGUGUUAG